CCCCAUACUCCUCAGGACCCUGAAGAGGGAAGAGGUGAGUGUCCCUGUGGCUGUGUCCUGCCCAGCUUGGUGGCUGUAGGACUUUGUUCCUAGAACUCCUCACAACUUCUCCAGUUUCCACCUGACAAGAGUUUGCCUAAAUUUAAUAUUAUGCUCUCAUUUUCCUAGUUGCUUCUCCAUGAUUAUUUUUAUCCUGUUUCCUGUUUUCCUACCAGAAUGUGUUGGAAAAUGGACCCAGUGAGAGCUGUCCUGCCAGGCAUAGCAUCAUUUAUAUGCUGUUUUCCAAAAUUUUAACUGACAUGAACAAAAGAAUCAUUGGAAUAUCUCUUCUUGCCUUUAGCUGCUUUUCCCUGUAGAAUAUUGCUCUUCAGCUGCUUGGCAUCAUUUUUAAAUUAAGAUUAGCAAGGUGCUGCACUAAACCCAUUGCUAAAGCAUAGGCUCUCUUCUACAUAUCUCCUAUGGAAAUUAAUGGGCUGUCUGGAUUCCAGUGCAGGAUUGAGAUGUUACUGUGUAAAUCUAUCAAUAAAGUGUAAAUCCAUCAAUAUAGGCAAUCAAGUGAGUCAGAUAUUUUCCAAUUUCUCCCAGGGAUUUACCAAGACAUGCUAUAUCAGGUUAGUAACUUCUGAUGUUCUCUGUGCUGAAAUGUGGGACUGGCAGAGGACACAGCGUGGGAGCUCCCAUAAAGGCAAUGCUGCCAGCCAAGCUUCGAUUAAGGAUGAGUGCACGAAAAUUUGGUCACUUCUGCGCAGUGGGAAGUUUUCCUGUCCCACCACCAAGGAGCACAUCAGCAGCCCGGAUGGAAAAGCAGACCUCAACAAGUGCCUGAUGUGCCAAAGGCUGCUGGAAAAAGACUCAAAAAACAAAGGGAGUGGUGAAGAGGUGAACAGGAAUGCAGACUCCUUGGGAGAGGAUGACUGCCGAGAGUUUCGGGACCUGUUCAAGAAAGGAAAACUUUCCUGCACCAGAGAAAAUGACCCUGUCCGUGAUUCCUCUGGGAAGCAGCACAGCAAUAAAUGCAUCAUGUGUGCAGAGAAGUUCAAAAGGGAGAAUGGACAGGAGUCAUCUAAAAACAGACAAAAGGAAGAUAAGGACGUUUGCAGUGAGUUUCGCUCCCAGUUUGAAGCUGGUGGACGACUGUCCUGCACGAGGGAGAACGACCCUGUUCGGGAUUCCUCUGGCAAACAGCACAUCAACAAAUGUCUCAUGUGCGCUGAGAAGUUAAAAAAGGAAGCCCAAAGAGGAGGUCAGUCUGGUGGAACUCGCCAGCUCAACAAACAAGCUUCAGGGAAUACAAGCCAGAAGGGCUGCGGUGGUUCAGGGUCACAGCAGGAUAUGAAUGAGAGACGUCCCUUUUCAUCCAGUAGAGGCCCACAAGGAAACACAGCUCAGAGCGGUAGGAACUGCAAGACAGCACCUGGCCGCAAGACACAGAGCAGGGACACCGAUGCCUACCGGCUGCUGGACUGUGAUCGAAUUCUGCACGGGGUAAAGGGUGGAAGGAUUUUCUGCAGCAAAUCCUCAGAACCAGUCUGUGGCACUGAUGGGAAAACAUACAAAAAUGAAUGUGACUUGUGUUCAGCUGCCAUGAAAGCUUCAAACUACAUCACGGUAAACUAUCGAGGUGAAUGCAAAAAGCCUGCUCCUGAAGUGAAGUAAUGGAGCUCAGACUGCCAGCAAACACCAGGGAUCAGCUGUGACCGAAGGGCAAGUAAAGGAAGAGAUGAUGUUGAGCAUCAGGAGAGCUGCCGAGUCCCCAGGACUGCAGAGCUGUCUUCAUCCCCAUCUGCGGCCAACGGGCCCUGUCUUGCUCAGGUGGAGGGCAAAGGGCUGUGGGGAUGCAGCGGUGUCUUCCCAGAUCUGCCCCACGCGUGCCGUCGCGGUCUCUGCUGCCUCGCUGUGUCUUUAACGUGCUUCUACAAUAAAGAUAACUCAGCAUCUUCA
Pezoporus occidentalis (night parrot) is the source of this 1941-nucleotide messenger RNA. Its product is annotated as serine protease inhibitor Kazal-type 5-like. The transcript is spliced from 16 exons. Bases 469 to 1656 code for a protein of 395 amino acids. The record is from RefSeq and is a predicted model, not a curated record. Lineage: Eukaryota; Metazoa; Chordata; Aves; Psittaciformes; Psittacidae. Gene Ontology annotation, molecular function: protein binding.